AUGACCUCACCUGUGCUCUAUGUACACAAGCAGAUUCGACGAAGUGAUAACAUGGGAGCAGAUGUUGGGCAUGAGCUCGGUGGAUGGGGUCAUCUCAUGCUCUACGCCCCCACCUCAAGCAGUUUACUAUACGUAAAAGAAGAGCUAAUGUACACCUACAUAUUCAUCAUCUUCCUUUCGGUCCUCAGCUGCAGCCAUUCUAGAUUGAUCGAAGGAGAUUUAAAGGUCAAUCCUCUAGCAUUAAAUGACUUACUAUCCCAAAUAGCUGACAGCUCCAUGGAUGAAAUGAGAUUUCGACUACGACAAGCAAUCUACAGCAUUGCUUUCAAGAAAAUUGGGGGAGGAAUCAACGACUACGAGGAAUGGUUACUGGAACAGUUUAUUGCCCAGCUAACAAGAGGUUCUGCGAACGGUGAGUCCAUAAGUCCUAUCGAGAAUAUCUUAGCCCAGUAA
Cylicostephanus goldi is the source of this 453-nucleotide messenger RNA. The record is from the annotation of a GenBank genome assembly. Lineage: Eukaryota; Metazoa; Nematoda; Chromadorea; Rhabditida; Strongylidae.